Messenger RNA from Odontomachus brunneus, 7336 nucleotides. Its product is annotated as vitellogenin receptor-like. The transcript is spliced from 52 exons. NCBI's taxonomy places the organism in Eukaryota, Metazoa, Arthropoda, Insecta, Hymenoptera, Formicidae. The annotation marks the transcript as partial. The record is from RefSeq and is a predicted model, not a curated record. Gene Ontology annotation, molecular function: calcium ion binding; protein binding.
CAGUCAGUUUUAGAACCGUACGUGUCCAGUGCAGUUCAUCAUCAUGGCGCAUAAGAUUUCUAUAAAGGUUAUGUUUCUUAUUGCGGAAUUAUUACUUUUGUGCAAUUUUUUAAAAACUUGUUCUGGCAUACAUCGUUUUCAUAUAGAUGAAGACGAGUAUCCUUCCUUGUUUAAAUGUUAUAACGGUAAACGCAUAAAGUCAAUAUUCAAAUGUGACAAAGAUAAUGAUUGUGGUGACAAUUCUGAUGAAAAUGACUGUUACUCUAAUCUACAGAUACAGAACAGAAAAUGCUCUAAAAAUGAUUUUCAAUGCACAAAUAAGAAUUGCAUAUCAAGAGAUAAAUUCUGCGACGGAUAUCAUGAUUGUACGGACAACAGCGAUGAAUACAAAGGUUGCGAAGAAGACUUAAAAUGCGAGGGUCAAUUCCGAUGUACCAAUGGAUAUUGUAUAUCGAAAGAAUGGGUUUGCGAUGGCAUAAAGGAUUGCCUCGAUGACAGUGACGAACUGAAUUGCAUCGCGAUAGGUUGCAAAACAGAAAAUCAUCGAUAUCAAUGUGCAAAUUUUAAAUGUAUUUCUCUUGAUCUAGUAUGCAAUAACAUAAUCGAUUGCACUGAUGGAUCGGACGAAGGUGGCGCUUGUAACAGUACAAUAUCAUGUUCAUCGACGGGAUGCAGUCACGAUUGUAUCGUUACACCUGACGGACCUGUUUGCAUUUGUCCACAAGGUUACAAAUUACAAGAUAAUCAUACCUGUAUAGAUAUUGAUGAGUGCGAAAUUGACCGGAUUUGUGAUCAACAAUGCUUGAAUACCGAAGGAUCAUACAAAUGUAUCUGUCAGACAGGUUACACGUUACAAGAUGACAUGAAAACUUGCAAAGCCGAUGGUGAUGAAGCUGUAGUAAUAUUCGGUGCACAACAAAGAAUUCGUGGUAUAUAUCUCGAUUCAAAAAUAAGCUUUAUCUUGGCGGAAAAUUUAAAUGAGGUUGCCAACUUGGUUGCUAUGGACAACGAAUACAUAUACUGGUCAGACGGAAAUAAAAAAAUCAUGAAAGGUACCAAAAACGGAAAAAGAGAAAUUAUCCUUACAACAGACACGGAAGAUAGCCAACAUAUCAUCAUAGUUGCGGAUGGUACAUUUGUAAAUUAUUACCAUAAUUGGUUUGGCAAGCCAAAAAUAGCAACCAGCGUUACCCUAUCAAACAUUACCGCGAUUACUUAUGAUUCACUGUCCGGUACUAUACUCGCAAGCAAUGCCCUUACGAAUAAUAUCUUCCGCUACGACCCGAUCAACAACAAAAUUAAGAAUCUCAUAGCCAUGAAGAUUGAAUCGUUGGGAGGAAUGGCGUUCGAUUAUGUUGGUAAUAAUUUGUAUUUGACAAAUAUAGAAGAAAACACUAUUGAGGUACAUAGCUUAACGACAAAGACGAAGAAGAUCUUUUAUUUCGAGGAUCAACCUUAUAAUAUCGCUUUGACACCUGAAGAAGGCAUAAUGUUCGUAGUGUUCAAAGUAAAGGAUAAAUAUCGUAUAGAUAAAAUGCAAAUGGAUGGAACGGGUAUGAAAUCGCUGUUUGUAGAGAGCAAGUUGCUAAAAGGUCCAAGGAUAUCAUUGUACUAUCAUACGGACGAAAAAAAAAUUUAUUGGGCUGAUCAGGGCACUUACAGUAUCCAAAGCGCCUUGUUGACAGUGAUUGACAUAGAGGGAAAUAGCAAGGAGGUGAAAGAUAGUUGCGAAGAAGAAGAGAGUGGUAGAGAAUUUGUUGGCCGGUCAGGUUUUGAAAACCAGGAGCAAUUGCCAGAUUGGAUUGAUCUCUUGUCCGAAACGUGCAAUGGCAUUAAAGAAUGUCCGAAUGGCGAAGACGAACCAAGUUACUGUAAGAAAAACAGAUCCGGCUCCGAAGGACACGAGCCACUCUCUCUCAUCGCUCGCCUCCCGCAUGAGACAUUUGUUCGAGCCUCUUGUUUCGCGAUUUUGACUAGUUCCGCAUAUUCCGCCUAUAGAGAGAGAAAAGGCCUUCUACGGGUUUCGCGACAUUUCAGUAUCGUCGCGACCAGGAGGACUACCCACACCGCGUACGUGCUGCGUUGGCAUCCCCGGGGCUUUGUGUUGAGGAAGCAGUUUGGGUAUUACUGUGACCUUGUAAAUACAGUUGUGUUGCAGACUGAAUCGCUGACCAGUCAGUUUUUGAAACGUACGUGUCCAGUGCAGUUCGUCAUCAUGACGCGUAAGAUUUGUUUUAUAAAGGUUAUGUUUCAUGUUGCGGGACUAUUACUUCUGUGUAAUUUUUUAAAAAUUUGUUCUGGUAGACGUAGUUAUCCUAUAAAUAAUAUAAAUAACAAGUAUUCUUCCCAAGACUUGUUUACAUGCUCUAACGGUAUACGCAUAAAAUCAAUAUUCAAAUGUGACACUGAUAAUGAUUGUGGUGACAACUCUGAUGAAAAUAACUGUAACUAUAAUGACAGAGCAUGCUCUAAAAAUAAUUUUCAAUGCACAAAUAGGAAUUGCAUAUCAAGAAAAAAAUUCUGCGACGGAUAUUAUGAUUGUACGGACAAAAGCGAUGAAUAUGACGGUUGCGAUGAAGACUUAAAAUGUAAGGAUCAAUUCCAAUGUACCAAUGGAUAUUGUAUGUCGAAAGAAUGGGUUUGCGAUGGCAUGAAGGAUUGCCUCGAUGGCAGUGACGAACUGAGUUGCAUCGCAAUAGGCUGCAAAACAGAAAAUCAUCGAUAUCAAUGUGCAAAUUUUAAAUGUAUUUCUCUUGAUCUAGUAUGCAAUAACAUAAUCGAUUGCACUGAUGGAUCGGACGAAGGUGGCGCUUGUAACAGUACAAUAUCAUGUUCAUCGGCGGGAUGCAGUCACGAUUGUAUCGUUACACCUGACGGACCUGUUUGCAUUUGUCCACAAGGUUACAAAUUACAAGAUAAUCAUACUUGUAUAGAUAUUAAGUGCGAACUUUACGGGGAUUGUGAUCAACAAUGCGUGAACAAUAAAGAGUCAUACAAGUGUACCUGUCAAGAUGGUUACACGUUGCAAGAUGACAUGAAAACUUGCAAGGCCGAUGGUGAUGAGGCUGUAAUAAUAUUCGGUGAACAACAAAAAAUUCGUGGUAUAUAUCUCGAUUCAAAAAUAAGCUUUAUCUUGGCGGAAAAUUUAAAUGAGGUUGCCAACUUGGUUGCUAUGGACAACGAAUACAUAUACUGGUCAGACGGAAAUAAAAAAAUCAUGAAAGGUACCAAAGACGGAAAAAGAGAAAUUAUCCUUACAACAGGUUUGUACGAACUGUCCGACAUAGCCGUGGAUUGGAUCACAGGUAAUAUAUAUUUCACUGAUAAGAGUAACAUGAAUAUCGGAGUAUGUGACAACAAUGGGACGUAUUGCACUAUAUUAAUCAAUGGAAAAACUAAAAAACCUACCGCGAUUGCCUUAUUACCGACCAAUGGAAUAAUGUAUUGGUGCGAUUCGAGCCAUAAGCAGUACAUAGCAAUGGCAGGAAUGGAUGGCAACGAUAUGACUUUAUUCGUCACUAAAAGGAUAAAAUAUCCAAAGAGUUUAACCAUCGACUAUCCAAACAAUCGAUUGUAUUGGAUGGAUAAUGGUUUAAUGACAAUUGAAUCUAUACGAUUAGACGGCACCGAUCGAAAGAUUGUAACGCGCGAAAUAAACUCUCAAGUAAUUUCCCUGGAAAUUUUCGAAAAUAAAAUAUACUGGAAUUUAAAAACAAACCAGAAUAUACGAUACUGCAAUGCAUCUUCCAAAUGUAAUCCGGAAAUUUUGAGAGCGAAUCCUGAUUAUAGUGCAAUGCAGGAUAUACAAAUCUAUCAUCCCAUAAUGAAACCAAAAGUUCAAAAUGCUUGUUUUUUGAAGCCAUGCUCGCAACUUUGUUUGUUAAAUAAAAAUAAAAACUAUACAUGUGCAUGUACUUUGGACAAGAAAUUGAACUCCGACGGGCAUACGUGUCGAGACACGGAAAAUAGCCAACAUAUCAUUAUAGUUGCGGAUGGUACAUUUGUGAAUUAUUACCAUAAUUUGUUUGGCAAGCCAAAAAUAGCAAGCAGCGUUAACUUAAAAUACAUUACCGCGAUUACUUAUGAUUCGCUGUCCGGUACUAUACUCGCAAGCAAUGCCCUUGCUGAUAAUAUCUUUCGCUACGACCCGAUCAACGACAAAAUUAAGAAUCUUAUAGCCAUGAAGAUUGAAUCAUUGGGAGGAAUGGCGUUUGAUUAUGUUGGUAAUAAUUUGUAUUUGACAAAUAUAGAAGAAAAAACUAUUGAAGUGCAUAGCUUAACGACAAAGGCGAAGAAAAUUUUUUAUUUCGAGGAACAACCUUAUAACAUCGCAUUGGCACCUGAAGAAGGCAUAAUGUUCGUAGUGUUCAAAGUAAAGGAUAAAUAUCGUAUAGAUAAAAUGCAAAUGGAUGGAACGGGUAUGAAAUCGCUGUUUGUAGAGAGCAAGUUGCUAAAAGGUCCAAGGAUAUCAUUGUACUAUCAUACGGACGAAAAAAAAAUUUAUUGGGCUGAUCAGGGCACUUACAGUAUCCAAAGCGCCUUGUUGACAGGUUUUGAUUAUCAGAUCCUCCGCACCAGCUUGAACGAACCUAUGAGCCUUACCAUUGCAGGAGAAUAUAUUUUCUGGACACAACGCCGUUUGACUAAACUAUUUUGGGCGAACAAAAACAAUAUUGAGAAAAAAUAUUGGGAGAAAAACUUCGCAGAAGUUUACAAAGAAACAGAAAUUUCUCAUUUGAUAACGGCACACAGAAAUAUAGACGGCUAUCGUAUAAACUGUGGAAACUGUUCACACGUGUGCUUACCUUCGUCUGCAAAUUCAUACCUCUGCGCUUGCCCACCUGAGAUGACGUUAAGCGCGGACAACCACACAUGCAUUUUGCAGUACACAUGCUCCUCCGGCGAAAUUAAAUGCAGUGAACAUGACAUCUGCAUAAAGUGGUACCAGUGGUGCAAUGGCAUUAAAGAAUGUCCGAAUGGCGAAGACGAAUCAAGUUAUUGUAAGAAAAACUGUCAGAUGUUGAAUGACGAUAAAUCGAUGAAACCGGUUGAAAUCUGCGCUAUGAAUUACACUAUGCAUUAUCAGUUUUCGAAACGUACAUGUCCAGUGCAGUUCGUCAUCAUGACGCAUAAAAUUUGUUUUGUAAAGGUUAUGUUUCAUAUUGCGGGACUAUUACUUCUGUGUAAUUUUUUAAAAAUUUGUUCUGGCAGACGUAGUCAUCCUAUAAAUAACACCUUUACAUGCAAUAACGGUAAUCGCAUAAAAUCAAUAUUCAAAUGUGACAAUGAUAAUGAUUGUGGUGACAACUCUGAUGAAAAUGACUGUUACUCUUAUCCGCCUAAAAAAUCAUGCUCUAAAAAUUAUUUUCAAUGCACAAAUAAGAAUUGCAUACCAAAAGAUGGAUUCUGCGACGGAUAUUAUGAUUGUAUGGACAAAAGCGAUGAAUACAAAGGUUGCGAAAAAGACUUAAAAUGCGAGGGUCAAUUCCGAUGUACUAAUGGAUAUUGUAUAUCGAAAGAAUGGGUUUGCGAUGGCAUGAAGGAUUGCCUCGAUGGCAGCGACGAACUGAAUUGCAUCGCAAUAGGCUGCAAAACAGAAAAUUAUCGAUAUCAAUGUGCAAAUUUGAAAUGUAUUUCUCUUAAUCUGGUAUGCAAUAACAUAUUCGAUUGCACUGAUAGAUCGGACGAAGGUUUCGCUUGUAAUAAUACAAUAUCAUGUUCAUUGGCGGGAUGCAGUCACGAUUGUAUCGUUACACCUGACGCACCUGUUUGCAUUUGUCCACAAGGUUACAAAUUACAAGAUAAUCAUACCUGUACAGAUAUUGAUGAGUGCGAAAUUGACGAGAUUUGUGAUCAACAAUGCUUGAAUACCGAAGGAUCAUACAAAUGUAUCUGUCAGACAGGUUAUACGUUGCAAGAUGACAUGAAAACUUGCAAAGCCGAUGGUGAUGAGGCCGUAAUGAUAUUCAGUGAAGGACAAAAAAUUCGUGGUAUAUAUCUCGAUUCGCAAACGAACUUUAUCGUAGCGGAAGAUUUAAAUCAGAUCAAUCAGGUUGCUAUGGACAACGAAUAUAUAUACUGGUCAACCAAGGAUAAAAAAAUAAUGAAAGCUACCAAAAACGGAAAAAGAGAAUAUAUCCUUAUAACAGGUUUGGACGAAGUGUCGGACAUAGCCGUGGAUUGGAUCACAGGCAAUAUAUAUUUCACGGAUAAGGGUAAUAUGAAUAUUGGAGUAUGUGACAACAAUGGGACGUAUUGCACUAUAUUAAUCAAUGGAAAAACUAAAAAACCUACCGCGAUUGCCUUAUUACCGACCAAUGGAAUAAUGUAUUGGUGCGAUUCGAGCCAUAAGCAGUACAUAGCAAUGGCAGGAAUGGAUGGCAACGAUAUUACUUUAUUAAUCACUAAAAAGUUAAAAUAUCCAAAGAGUUUAACCAUCGACUAUCCAAACAAUCGAUUGUAUUGGAUGGAUAUUGGUUUAAUGACAAUUGAAUCUAUACGAUUAGACGGCACCGAUCGAAAGAUUAUAUCGCGCGAAAUAAACUCUCAAGCAAUGUCCCUGGCAAUUUUCGAAAACAAGAUAUACUGGAAUGUAAAAAUUAAUUAUCAUUCGUAUUCCGAUUUUGAUAAAACCCAGAAAAUACAAUACUGCAAUGCAUUUUCCAGAUGUAAUCAGGAAAUUUUAGAUACGAAUCGUGAUUACGAUGCAAGCAACGACAUACAAAUCUACCAUCCCACAAUGAAAUCUAAAGUUCAAAACAAUUGUUUUUUGAAUCCAUGCUCGCAACUCUGUUUGUUAAAUAAAAAUAAAAACUAUACAUGUGCAUGUACUCUGGACAAAAAAUUGAACUCCGAUGGACAUACUUGUCAAGACACAGAAGACAGCCAACAUAUUAUCAUAGUUGCGGAUGGUACAAUCGUAAAUUAUUACCAUAAUUUGUUAGGCAAGCCAAAAAUAACAAGCAGCGUUAUCUUUAGAAACAUUACCGCGAUUACUUAUGAUUCGCUGUCCGGUACUAUACUCGCAAGCAAUGCCUUUACGGAUGAUAUUUUUCGCUACGACCCGAUUAGCGGCGAAAUUGAGAACCUCAUAGCCAUGAAUAUUAAAUCAUUAGGAGGAAUGGCAUUUGAUUAUAUUGGUAAUAAUUUGUAUUUGACAAAUAUAGAAGAAAAAACUGUUGAGGUACAUAGCUUAACGACAAAGACGAAGAAGAUCUUUUAUUUCGAGGAACAAUCGAAAACACCUUAUAACAUCGCUUUGGCUCCUGAAGAAGGCAUAAUGUUCGUAGUGUUCAAAGUAAAGGAUAAAUAUCGUAUAGAUAAAAUGCAAAUGGAU